Acaromyces ingoldii is the source of this 716-nucleotide messenger RNA. Its product is annotated as ICMT-domain-containing protein. The coding region runs from base 12 to 716 and encodes 234 amino acids. Gene Ontology annotation, biological process: C-terminal protein methylation. The transcript has 4 exons. Gene Ontology annotation, molecular function: protein C-terminal S-isoprenylcysteine carboxyl O-methyltransferase activity. NCBI's taxonomy places the organism in Eukaryota, Fungi, Basidiomycota, Exobasidiomycetes, Exobasidiales, Cryptobasidiaceae. The record is from RefSeq and is a predicted model, not a curated record. Gene Ontology annotation, cellular component: membrane.
CGGUCAUCACGAUGCCGUACGGGUACCCUCUGCAAGCAGGCCUUUGCGCCGCCACGGGUGUGGCAACUGUCGUCAGCUACCUUCCUCCGAAUUACGCGACGGACGAGGAGCGCGCGCGCGCCAAGCAAGACACAAUUGGCCGGAACCAGCCCCGUAUCAACGGUAUCUUCACCAUGCACAUCCGACCCUGGUCCAUCCUGGCUGUCGGCCUCGGCCAGGCCUACUUUCUGUCCACACUGAAAGACCCGCUCCCGGAAAGGUACCUCCGUGCAGUGACGGUGUGCAAUGCCCUGGCAGUGGCCGGUGGUGCGCUGCGCUGGUGGUGCUUCAGGACGCUGGGCAAGUUCUUUACGUUUAAGCUCGCCAUCCGAGAUGACCAUCGGCUCAUCACGACGGGCCCUUACAAAUUCCUGGCACACCCAAGCUAUACAGGAAUGCUGCUGCUUGGUAUCGCAUCGUCACCCGUCUUUGAAGGGCCCCUGAACCCGCUCUUGCUCCUCAUUCCCGAGUCCAAGUCCAGCAACCGGUUCAACAUCAACAUGCGCGCCUUUGUCAGCAUCGCCAUCACGCUCGUCUCCGUUGCUCGCCUCGCCGCGACGCCCUACUACCUCUUCAACCGAGUCCGCGACGAGGAGGAGCUCAUGCGGGGCGAGUUUGGCGAGCAGUACGACGAAUUCCUCAGCCAUCGAUGGAGGCUCAUUCCAUUCAUCUGGUAG